Colletotrichum orchidophilum is the source of this 312-nucleotide messenger RNA. RefSeq lists its product as uncharacterized. Lineage: Eukaryota; Fungi; Ascomycota; Sordariomycetes; Glomerellales; Glomerellaceae. The transcript has a single exon. The record is from RefSeq and is a predicted model, not a curated record. The coding region runs from base 1 to 312 and encodes 103 amino acids.
AUGCUUCUGCCUGAACCUGACCCAGUCGCCAAGAAGGUCACCUUGACUGUUGGAGCCCCUGGUUUCCGCAAGCAAGAGGAAGCAGAGAGGAGCUUUGCCGCAUGCGCAUGCACCUCAUGUGCUGAAGCUUCUGCGGGCCCAGUGGCUCAAGGAAAUGACCAUGUCAUGGCGGCCGACCUGUUUGGGGCAUCAGAAGAACGUCCUGGCGUCUUGGAGCUGGAUGAUGUGAUGAUCUCUAGGUCUGGCCUCUGGGUGUUCAUGAUCACCGCUGCAUCCAACCGAGGGGCCGCCGCUGUGGACAGGGCCUUCUGA